CGGACUUCAAGCGGCGAGAAUAACUGAAUUGGCCCGCCCGAGGCCAGUCUUGCGGUAAUUGCCAACAGACUUCCUUCCCCAUGAAGCUUCCAUUUGGCCUCUUAGAGGUCGUAUUUGGCCUGUUCCUCGCUGUCAAUGCCUUGACUCUGCAACCCGAUGCUCUGCAGCACAUUUUUGGUCCCGUUCGUCCAGAGGCUUCGGGAAUAGCUAGGGCAAAGCAACCGAAUAUCAUUCUUGUAAUCACGGACGACCAGGAUCUCAAGUUGGACUCUGUUGAAUUUACUCCACACAUAACACACCACUUGAGAGACAAAGGGACGUUUUUCAGUAACCAUUUCGUCACCACUGCUGUCUGCUGCCCUUCCCGAGUGAGUCUCUGGACCGGGCUUCAGGCUCACAACACUAAUGUCACGGACGUCAAUCCUCCAUACGGUAUGCAAUCUAAUCUGGAUUCAGGGGGCUAUCCCAAGUUUGUGGCGCGAGGAUUCAACGACAACUUCCUCCCAGUGUGGCUGCAAAACGCCGGGUAUGACACUUAUUAUACCGGGAAACUGUUCAAUGCCCACACGGUAGACAAUUAUCAUAGCCCAUAUGUGAAUGGGUUUACUGGGUCGGACUUUUUACUGGAUCCUUUCACCUACUCAUACUUAAACUCAACCUAUCAGCGCAACCGCGAUGCACCGGUCAGCUAUGAAGGCCGACAUACCAUGGAGGUAACCACAGAGAAAGCCUUGGGUUUCUUGGAAGAUGGUCUGGAUGGCAGUCGUCCAUUUUUUCUUGCUGUUGCACCCAUCGCUCCACAUUCCAACGUGGAUGUCGGUGAUCUUAAGGGAAAGUCAUCCACGGUCAUGACAGAGCCCAUUCCUUUGGACCGACAUAAAGAUUUAUUCAGGGGUGCAACUGUUCCCCGAACCGACAACUUUAACCCGGAAGAGCCAAGCGGGGAGAGUUGGAUCCGAGACCUCCCCCGACAGGAUGAGGCGACGCUACAAUACCACGACCAUUUCUAUCGCCAACGCUUGCGUGCACUGCAGGGCGUGGAUGAACUGGUAGAUGCGUUGGUGACUCGACUUGAAGACAGUAACCAGCUGGAUAACACGUAUAUUAUUUACACUUCUGAUAACGGCUACCACAUUGGACAACACCGCUUGCCUCCGGGCAAAACAUGCGGAUAUGAAGAGGACAUCCGCGUACCGUUUUUUAUUCGAGGCCCAGGAAUACCGGAAGGUCGAACUGAGGAUGCUGUUACCACGCAUAUUGACUUUGCGCCGACAAUCUUUCAAUUGGCACAGAUACCUUUGCGGGAGGACUUUGACGGGACACCUCUUCCCCUCUUUGCAGGGCGAGGGCACGAAUACACACGGCAUGAGCAUGUAACUGUCGAAUUUUGGGGUCUAUCAUAUUUGGAAGGAGAAAAAGGUGCUUUGGGUGAGCCUCCUGGGUUUUCGCCCGUUGUCACAAAUCAUACGUACAAAUCGCUUCGGAUUAUUGGCGAAGGCUAUAACCUUUACUAUUCUGUCUGGUGCAACAACGUGCAUGAGUUGUAUGAUCUUUCGAGCGAUCCGUAUCAGAUGAAGAAUUGGCUCUCAUCGCCACGACAGCUAAACGAUGCAAAAGAGAACACGAUCCUCGGGUACUCCCUGUUCCAGGUAAUCUCACGCCUAGAUGCCAUUCUUCUUGUCCUUAAGUCCUGCAAAGGCGCGUCUUGCAUCGAGCCUUGGGGCGUCCUACACCCGGACGGGUCUGUUCAGAGCCUACAAGAUGCACUCAGGUCGCAGUAUGACUCGUUCUAUCCCUUUCAACCCAAGGUAUCAUUUGACCGUUGCGAACGAGGGUAUAUUCCCGAAUCAGAAGGUCCACAGGAAGCAGUUCCGUAUUCCAGAUACGGUCUGACUUGGGAUGCCUGGGUUUAAGGAUCAUGGCGGACUGGGAAGACUCUACAUAUGAUCAGUAAUGAUGGCAUAUAUUAGACUUUGGGUAGAAUCACGCUGGACUUCAGUCCACACUAUAGCCCUGUAUCAAUCUGCUCUCCAAGGUAUUCCCAACAUUGGUUGGCUCUCUGCGUAUACCGCAAACCACCCCAGGAAC
Aspergillus ochraceoroseus IBT 24754 is the source of this 2088-nucleotide messenger RNA. RefSeq names its product sulfatase family protein. Gene Ontology annotation, biological process: phenol-containing compound metabolic process. Bases 81 to 1913 code for a protein of 610 amino acids. The transcript has 5 exons. The record is from RefSeq and is a predicted model, not a curated record. Gene Ontology annotation, molecular function: arylsulfatase activity; N-acetylglucosamine-6-sulfatase activity; glycosaminoglycan binding. Lineage: Eukaryota; Fungi; Ascomycota; Eurotiomycetes; Eurotiales; Aspergillaceae.